Anopheles merus is the source of this 2493-nucleotide messenger RNA. It is a transcript of the gene PIG-Z, whose product is annotated as GPI mannosyltransferase 4. Gene Ontology annotation, molecular function: alpha-1,2-mannosyltransferase activity. The record is from RefSeq and is a predicted model, not a curated record. The transcript is spliced from 3 exons. Gene Ontology annotation, biological process: GPI anchor biosynthetic process. Lineage: Eukaryota; Metazoa; Arthropoda; Insecta; Diptera; Culicidae. Gene Ontology annotation, cellular component: endoplasmic reticulum membrane. Bases 125 to 2155 code for a protein of 676 amino acids.
AAACGUAAACAAACACACCACAUCAACAUCACCGUCGUCGCUUUUCGGCGACUUUUCCGCACUUUUCCGCGGGCGCAUAUGUGUGUGUGUAAGUGCGUGUAGUGAUAAAAGUACCAUUUCCAAUAUGCAAUUUCAAUCAAUCAAACCAAAAGAUCCAUCGCUAGUGUCGUACUUCAUCCUAUCGUUUCUUCGCAUCGUGCUGGUGUUUGUGCCGCAGCUCGGCUACAUCCAUCCGGAUGAGUUUUUCCAAUCGGUCGAGGUGGUUGCAGGCGACGAGUAUGGGCUGGAGGUGACACGUACGUGGGAGUUCAACACAACCUUCCCGAUCCGCUCGAUGGCAAUCACGUACUUCGGCCUGAAGGUCCCAUUCUCCCUACUGCGCUUUGCCUCGAUGUACAGCAACUACUAUCUCGGCAUCAAUCUGCGCGGCAGCUACGUCACACUGGUCUUUCCCCGCCUACUAAUGGUGGCGCUGUCGUUCGUGAACGACUGGAGCCUGUACCGGAUCUGCCGGUCGUACGGAUUGCAGUACCAGUUCCGGCUGCUGACGCUCGCCAGCUCGUACGUGAUGCUCGUGUACGCUACGCACACCUUUUCCAACUCGAUCGAGAUGGCGCUCUGCUCGCUGCUGCUGUACACCGUGAGCGACUGUAUGAUCCACUCCAACACGGUCAUAUAUCAGCGCGAGUUUCUGGAGGAAAAGUACCGCAAGGCGCAGCGGACGGUGGAGAAGGUGCGGUUCUACAAGCUGAAAAUGUCCCUCCCGUCCCACUCGCUCAACCGGUGCGUGCUGAUGGCGACGCUGUGCGUGGCGGGUGUGUUCAAUCGACCCACCUUUCUGCUGUUCGGGAUGCCGCUCGUCUUUCACUGGCUGUUGCGCGGCAUGGGCACGAAAACGGUGUCGUUUGCGGACUUUAAUCUGCGCAUUAUGAUAUUCGUGCUGUCGGCCAUUCCGUCGUUGGUGCUGUUCAUUGUGAUUGACUCCAUCUACUAUGGGUAUUUGACGAUGGCGGAGAUCGAACGGCAGGAGAUUGGCAUCAACAACUUCGUCGUGACGCCGGUCAACUUCAUCCGGUACAAUAUUAUAGCGGAAAAUACGGCCCAGCACGGGGUGCAUCCGCUGUACACGCACGUGCUGGUGAACGUGCCACUACUAUACAACGUGCUCGGUGUGUUGGCCAUCUUUUCGCUGCUCUUCAUGAUCUACCGCUUUGCCACCAACGACUACACCAGCCUCCCGCGAGCCCAGUCCUUCGUCGGGCUAAUGCUGUCGGCCAUAUUUUUCCCCAUCAUUUCUCUGUCGCUCAUCAACCACCAGGAGGCACGGUUUCUCAUCCCCAUCACCGUCCCGUUGGUGCUGCUGCACGCCCCAAAGCUGCAGGUGGGCCUAUCCUCCAGCUACCCGUUCAAGGUGCCCUCGCGCUUCAAAGACUUCCUCUACCACAAUCUGCUCUGCCCGGCCGUCAGCCCCAAGUAUUUGCUCAAAAUCUGGUACACGGCCAACGUCAUCUUGACCCUGUUCUAUGGCUUCCUGCACCAGGGCGGUGUGUACCAGCUGGCCGAAUACUUCAGCCGCCAGGUCGAUGUGCGCUCCUCCAACGUGCACAUCCAUCUCGUCACCAGCCACAUCUACAGCGUGCCGCAGUGCUUUGUCGGGCUACCCAGCACGGAAACGCUGCUCGUCAACCCGGACAAUGGGCAGAAGUAUCGGCGCACGAAACAGUUCUUCCUGUACGAGUACGGUUCGCUCGAGCUGGAGCAGCUGUACCGCAAGCUGAAGCUGCUGGUCGAUGUGUGCGAGAUGCGGUCGAUCAGUGCCAACCAGCGGUACCGGCUGUAUCUCGCCAUCCCGUCCAGCCUGUCGGAGCGGCUGAACGAUAUCUUUCAGAACCGCAGCACGGCGGCCCUGAUCAAGCACAGCCAGGUGCGCGUGUUCUAUCCGCACCUGUCGAUCGAAGCGAUGCCGCAGGUGUUCGGGCAGCACCCGUGCGGCAUCAACACGGACGUGGACGAGCUGGACGAUACCUGCCCGAUCUAUGCGCUCGAGGACGAGCAGAAUCCGUUCAGUGUGGGCCGGCUGCUCAAACAGUUCUCCUCCGUCGCGCACCAGUUCGGGCUGAUUCUGUACCGGAUCGAGGUGCGGCGCAUUAAAUAACAGCUACAUUACCACCACCAACCGCCGUACGUGGCCGCGACCCGUGACGGGCGGGCGACGGCCUGGGUUUGGAGUGAUACCCGAAGCUAGUCAACGCACACACGACGCAUGUGUGUGUGUUUGUUUCGUUUUUUAUUUUGUUCGCAGUUCUUCUACUUAGACAAGCAGCAGCACACGCGUACCGCGGUACUCUUUUUCCCAGAGCCGCUUUUCCCGAGCCAUUCCAACCAAACCAAAAAUGAAAAAAAGGCACACAAUGCACCUUUUUUGUAUUGAGCAUGAUGUACACGUACAAACGAUUUUUACAAAAUAAAAACACAUUAUAUAAGCUUGCAAAA